Molecule: messenger RNA, 949 nt
Organism: Mizuhopecten yessoensis (Yesso scallop)
Lineage: Eukaryota; Metazoa; Mollusca; Bivalvia; Pectinida; Pectinidae
Exons: 1
Coding region: 20-763 (247 amino acids)
Source: RefSeq, a predicted model, not a curated record
UGCACUCAUAGACGACGAGAUGUACCCACUAAUAUUCGCCUUCCUACCUGACAAAUGCCAGAUCACCUACCAACGCCUAUUCGAGAUCGUUAAGACAGCAGCAGCAAACAACAACACACCACUCAAUCCAACCACUAUAUUCCUCGACUUCGAGUCUUCAGCCCGUAACGCAGCAGAGACAGUCUUUCCACAAGCGUCGAUCAAAGGUUGUCUAUUCCACUACUGCAAACGCAUAUGGAGAAAGGUACAGAAACUUGGACUAGCAGACCAGUACACCAACGACAACCUACUCAACCUACAUAUAAGACGAGCUUCAGCAUUGCCACUAGUCCCCAUCAACCAAGUAGAUGAUGUAUGGUUCCACGCAAUUGAAGACUACGAGACCGAUGACGCAAAGAUCACCAAGUUCAACGACUACGUUACUGAGCAAUGGAUCGGGAUGGAGACAGCAAAAUGGAACCACUACUCAACAGUUGGACCCAGAACAACAAACCAUUUAGAAGGAUGGCACCACAAACUCAACAACCAACUUCACAGAGCACACCCAAACCUCUACGUCAUCAUCGAAAAACUCAAGCACACUCAAGCAGCAAAUGAGAUCCGACUUAUCCAGUAUGCAGCUGGUGGCACUAGAAAGACAAGAAAGCUGAAAUACAGAAUCCUAGACUCCAGACUUCAGCGACAGAAACAACGACUCAUUCAAGGGGAAGUUGACAUCUACCAGUAUACAGACACAGUGUCACGCCUGCUGAAACUUCAAUGAACUGAUAUGACUCUAUAAUAUUCGAUUGAUAUAGUGCUUUGCUUAAUUCAAAUAUUUUAAAUAUGAAAUUUACUAUACAUUGUAACUUUUCUAUCAUGUAAAAUGAUUCAUAUUCCUAUCAUCUUAUUUCUAGUGCUUUAUAUCAAUUUAUGAAAUAAAUAUUAUUUUGUAUCAUUUUGUAUAUUU